AAAAGUUAACAUAAUCACAGAAAUAAUCCACAAAGCCAGGAUUAAACAAUCAACCAACCAGCAAACAGUUAUUAAGAACCUACUCUUUGCUGGGAUAUACAAAGACUUAAAUGAAGCACUCCUUAACCUCAAGGAAUUUGUUUUUAUAACAUAUACAAAUGUGCAAAAUAAAGAUAAGCAAUAAAUAUACAUAAACAAGUUGUUUAUUAUUAUUAUUUGGUGAGGGAAGUGGAAGUACUAGUAACUGGAAGAAUCAGGAAAGAUCUUAUGUAGAAAAUAUUAUUUAAGCUCAAUUUUAAAGGAAAUUAGGGAUUCUAAACUUAUCUCUUUAACUUCUAAAGCAUGCUAGUCUCCAACACAACAUACUGCUUUCUAUUUUGCUAGCCAUAUAGAACUUAUUUACUAUUUUAUUUAUAUUUACUAGCUAUAUGAUUCUAGGAAAGUACUAUCUGCUUUAGUUUUCUCAACUCUGAAAGGGGAAUAAUGAUAGCACAUACCUUCAUGGUUAUUGUAAAUAUCAAAUGAGACACUACAUGUGAAGUGCUAUAUAAAUAUAAUUGCUAGUAUUAUUAUUGUUAUCAUCAUUGUUGUUAUUAUCAUCAUACAGUCAAGUACAUUCCUGGAAUUGUCAGCAUUACUGCUGCUACAGAAUUUAUAGGCUUUAAAAACGAGGCAGGAUGGUAUAAUGGAAAAGAGCUGGACUAAGCUAAUAAGACUUGGGCUCAAACUUGGCCUCUACUACUGGUUGUGUGACCUUGGAAAAGUCAUCUAACCUCUAUCAGUGCUUUAAAUUGCAGAAAACAUGCUGCCCUUCAAUGAUAGAAAUCACAGGUGAAGGCUCUGUAACUUAAGUGAGUAAUGAGUUUGGCCUGUUGGCUCUAGUAUUUCAAAGAGAAGAAAAUCUAAACAAUGAUGUCAAUGCCUAUAAACUAACACUAAUUAAUGAACUAUUUAAAUUCAGCAGACAUUUUUCAAGAGCCUAGCAUAUAAAAAAGAGGCUCCAGUAAAAAUAGGAAAAUCAGCAAGAAUUGCUUACAUUUGUAUAUUGUUUUAAAAUUUGCAAAGUAUUUUUCUCACAAGAACUCUGUGAGGCAGAUUCAGGUAUUAUUCCCAUUUUAUAGAUGAGGAAACUGAAGCUCAGACCAGAAGUAAACAGUGACCAAGGCAGGGCUUUAACUAGGUCUUUAGACCCCCAACUUUAAUGUUCUUUACAUUGUACCUUAGGGCCUGACAUAAGAGUCUUUAAUCUCGAGGAUGUUACAAUCCACUGAGGUGAAGAGGAGGGGAGAAGGGGAGAAGGCUGGUUAUCAAUCAUUCAUCAUAAAUUAAGAGUCUAGAGAGGAACUUUUUUAAUUCCCUAGUUUUACAGAUUAGGAAACUGAGACCUAGGGAGAUAAAAUUUAUAGGAUCAUAUAUUUUUAACUAAAAGAAAUUUCAGAGGUCAUCAAGUACACCUCCUCUUGAAGAUAAGAUGAGGAAACUAAGGCCAAGAUAAAUUAAAUAAAUGCCCAAGAUCAUAUUAGUAAUAAGUGUUAGGGCCAGUAUGUGAACUCACUUCCUCUGACUCCAAAUAGGAUUCUUAUACAAGUUUUGAUACUAGAGCCUUUCCCUUCCAAAUUACAGGCUUUUAGCCAAUCAGGUCCAGAAAUUUCACCUCCGAGCCUAGCAGCUCAAAGCAGCAUCCCAAGACGGUACUUAGAAACCACAGUAUCCUCCAGCCCCACCCACUUCAGGCUUCCAGGCAACCUAGCUAGGCCUAGGCCCUUGGCUUUCAUUGUUUUCUGCUCCGUUUCUAUAACAGGGUUCAAACAGAAAAAAAAAAAAAAAAAAAAAAAAAAAAAACUCAGCAGCCCCUCUGCCCCUCGCCCGCUUCUCUGUCGCAAGGAAAGGGCGGCUGAGGCUUCUGCAGUCAGGGACGUCCCUGGGCGCUGACCGCGCGGCCCCUGCUGUGCCCAGCCCCCGCCCAUCUCCGAGCUUUCGUUUCUUCGCGAGCUGUGCCCGCUCUGGGGCCUCCUCCCCCCGCCCCACAACCUUAGUCCCAUCUCUAGGUUUCGUUUCUGGGUCCGUUUCCUCUUUCCUAUCCUGAUCUCACCCCUUGGGGCGGGGCCUGCGGCCCCUAGAUAUGGCCUGUUUCCCUCGCCUGGGAAAUUACAUUGUCCGCUUCUUGGAGAGGAUGCGGCCGUCGUCGCAGGUGCCAGCCGUUCGCCGCCAGGCCACUGCUGUGAACCCGCUUGACCUGGCCCGGGACCGCUUCUUCCUCUUGGAGCUGCCAGACUCUGGUCUAGCUAACUUCACCCUCUGCGGAGACUACGGUGACGGCGGCACAGACUGGAGCGCCUUGGCCGCCAGAGAUCCCCGGCUAGAGGCGUUCCUCCUCGCGCCCGGGCGCACCUACUCGCUGUGCGUGCCCGCAGUCCCGGGUUCGGGCUACCGGGGCCGGAUCCUAGCUGCGCGCCUGCACCACCACCUGCUACAGCAACUUAGCCGGGGCCCUUUCCGGAAGUGCGAGCUGCGGCGCCUCCUCUGUUACUCCCCUGACGGCCGGUCCGGGAUCACGGAGAAGGGCUUCAUCCUGUGGGAUCCCCACGACUGCUUGGAGAUCCAGCGUGCCCUGCAGGGCCUGCUGUUUGCUUGCGAAGAUCCAAGACCACUUCUGGGCGUGUUCAAAGCUGACAAGAGUGGCCUGCUGUGGCAGAGGCUGUGGGAACUGCCAGGAGUGGUAGGAGAUAAAGGGGGGAGAUUUCGAGUGGUGCCCAUAGAAGAGCCCCCUGUGCACCCUUUAGUGCCAGAACUGCCCAUCACUGUGGUGUUUCCCAAUCUGGAAGAAACCCGAAAGGUUUUUGAGGAGUGUAUACCUUUCAUUCCUGAAGCAAAGGAGAUCCUUAACUUGGUGGAUAAAUGCCCGAAGAAGAUCCAGAAGGGAAAAUUCCCUGUCAUUGUUAUUGAGGGUUUGGAUGCUACUGGAAAAACUACAGUGACUGAAAAGGUGUCAAAAGCAUUGAAGGCUGUUUUCCUAAAAUCACCUCCAGCCUGUGUCAGCCAGUGGAGAAAAAUAUUUGAUGAUGAACCAACAAUCAUCAGGCGGGCAUAUUAUUCUUUGGGAAAUUAUAUCAUGGCUUCUGAAAUAGCUAAACAAUCUACACAGGCUCCUGUGAUUAUAGACAGGUACUGGCACAGCACAGCUGCUUAUGCAAUUGCCACUGAGAUAAGUGGCCUUCCCCACCACCUACCUCCAGCUCAUCACUCUGUUUAUCAGUGGCCCCAGGACUUGCUCAGACCUGAUAUUGUACUGCUGCUAACUGUGAAUCCUGAAGAGAGGAUUCAUAGGAUUCAGGGACGUGGGAUGCAUAAGACAAAAGAAGAAGUUGAAUUGGAAAACAACAAGUUAUUUCGUGAAAAGGUGGAAAUAUCCUAUCAGAGGAUGGAGAAUCCUUCCUGUCAUACGGUGGAUGCUAACCCCAACAGAAAAAUUGUCAUCGCAACUGUUUUAAAUAUAAUUAGAAACUAUUUUGCCUCAUUGUAGUCACUCCUGGGAGGUGACAGAUUUUACCUAAUAACACACUAAUAAAGGUCACCCCAGAAUAUA
Messenger RNA from Antechinus flavipes (yellow-footed antechinus), 3586 nucleotides. RefSeq names its product cytidine/uridine monophosphate kinase 2 (gene CMPK2). Gene Ontology annotation, molecular function: dTMP kinase activity. Gene Ontology annotation, cellular component: cytoplasm; mitochondrion. The record is from RefSeq and is a predicted model, not a curated record. Bases 2123 to 3523 code for a protein of 466 amino acids. Gene Ontology annotation, biological process: dTDP biosynthetic process; dTTP biosynthetic process; dUDP biosynthetic process. The transcript is spliced from 5 exons. Lineage: Eukaryota; Metazoa; Chordata; Mammalia; Dasyuromorphia; Dasyuridae.